CGUUUUAACGUAUAAACAGUUAUUUUAUGUUACACUUGAUAACGUCAAUGGCGAUAAAAAUAACAAUAAAAACAUGCCAGUAUCAAGCGGCGCGCCAACGCGAACGCACGCGUUUUAAAAAUAAAUAUUAAAAAUAAAACCCGUAUGUGACCGUUUCGCGCCAAAAGCAAAAAUAGAAGUGUUGUGAUUUCGUAGAGUGCAACAUAGUUCUAAACUAAUAAAAUUGUAGUGCCAAAAAACAGUUAAAAAAGUCCCUAGAGUGCAAAAAAAUCGAGUGACCACUGACCAAUCAUAACUAGAUGUACAUAAUGCGAGCGAGAUGUCGUUCUUGAAGCGAGUAAAAGUGCGGGGUUCCAGGGAGCGAGAACCCGAGCUGACGCGGAGCCAGUACUCGCUCGUGUCUCAGGACCUGACCGCGGGCGCGCUGCAGCUGUGGCUCGGGUUGCCCGAGGAGGUGAAGUACGACCCGGCGCUAGCGGCCUUCAGGCAGUUCUACGAGAAGGAGACGGCUCAAGAAUCCCUCCCCCUCCGCCCAAGAAGAUCAUCAGCGCCGAAGGUCAAACGGCUUCCAGCAGUCAACUCAGCUCCUCACCUCAACAAUAAUGAAAGAGUGUCAGAGGAUCCACAUGCGCAGAAUGGAUCCGUCUACUUUACGCAAGAUUAUAAACCUGUGGAAGCCACGGAGGCAAACAAUCACUUACUCCAUGGACAGAAGAAACCUUCAAAAUGGGACAAAGCCCGGAGCUACACCAAGCUGUCUCUCCUGGUGGGUUGUUGGGUGUUCUUCACCGUCGUGUUCUGUCUCUUCAAUGAGAAGGAGGUCACCGUCAGAAACUGUGUCCUUACACCAGGACAAGUCAAAGAUUACAUCCUCGAGGUUCCAAAGAGUCACCUAACACUAUUGGUGGACGUGUCAGGCCCGUUCCUGACUCAACAGGAGGAACAGAAACUGAACCAUACGGUGAAGGACUCAAGGUCGAAAGUCGAUGUGUGGGUGGAGAGAUGGGCCGUAAGGGAAGAUACAGGCGAUAUCAAAGAAAUGGAUAUAGUGGAGAGAGAGAAUUUCACUCAACCUCACUCAUUCCUAUUCCUGGACCCCAACGAGUUGGAAUUCAGCGAGGCCACGCCGCGGUCGGCUAAGUUCGAACACCAGUCAAAUUUGAAUUCAACGGCCGUUUAUGUCAUCAGAAUGUUGUCCGACUCGGCGGUGGCGACUCCCAUAUCGUUAAGUUACCAGGACGGCCCGAUAGAUGUCGCCGUCGGCGUCACUUACGCCUGUCUGCUUCUGGUUAUGCUGUACGCGUUGAUUAUAUUUGAGAUAAUAAACCGCACACUAGCAGCGAUACUGGUGUCGACAUUAUCACUGGCGGUGCUGUCAUUGGCUGGAGAACGUCCUUCAGUAGAGCAGCUGGUGUCAUGGCUGGAUGUGGAAACCCUGCUGCUGCUGCUGAGUAUGAUGCUUCUGGUCGCCAUUAUGGCGGAGACGGGCAUGUUCGACUUUCUGGCCGUCUUCACUUUCCAGGUAACGAAGGGCAAGAUGUGGCCUCUAAUCAACGUGCUCUGCGCCAUCACGGCCGUGCUCUCCACAUUCCUGGACAACGUCACCACCGUGCUGCUCAUAACGCCCGUCACCAUCAAGUUGUGCGAGGUUAUGGAGAUGCAUCCGAUCCCUGUGCUGACAGCUAUGGUGCUAUACAGUAACAUCGGCGGAACAGCCACGCCAGUUGGAGACCCGCCCAACGUGAUCAUAGCUUCCAACCAGAUCGUCAUACAAUCGGGCAUCAACUUCGCGAACUUCACGCUGCACAUGACACUAGGCAUCAUACUGGUGUGUGUACAGACAUACUUACAACUGCGGUUCAUGUAUCGAGACGUGAGCAAGCUGCGGCCGAGCGAGCCGCGGGACAUACAAGAUCUGAGGAGACAACUGAACGUUUGGCGACGAGCAGCAGACUCGCUUCCCCACAUGAGCAAGGAUGAGUUAGUCGUCAAGGAGCGGUUAGAACGUAAGGUCCUAAAGAUCACCUCGCAGUUAGCCAUCGCGCUAAAAGAGAGUAACAAGCGCGCCUGCCCCAAAGACACUUUUCAGAGGACCCUCUCCGAGCUCAAGGAAAAGUACAAGAUCCGGGACAAAAAGCUGCUGAUAAAAUCCUGUGUCGCCAUCGGAUUUGUGGUCGUCAUGUUCUUCCUCCACGCUUUCCCUGAAUUCAAUCGCGUGUCGCUCGGUUGGACAGCUUUACUGGGCGCCAUCUUGCUCCUGAUCCUGGCUGACAGGGAGGAUAUAGAAUCCAUCCUGCACAGGGUGGAGUGGUCCACUUUACUCUUCUUCGCGGCUCUCUUCGUUCUUAUGGAGGCAUUGACCAAGCUAGGUCUGAUCGACUACAUCGGCGGGCUUACUGAAGCUCUCAUCAUGAGGGUUCAUGAAACCCAUCGUUUGGCGGUCGCCCUGCUCCUCAUACUCUGGAUAUCAGGCGUGACGUCAGCGUUCGUGGACAAUAUCCCGCUGACGACGAUGAUGGUGCGGGUGGUGACGUCACUGGGCACCAACCCCGCACUGGGGCUACCUCUGCCGCCGCUCAUAUGGGCGCUGUCGUUCGGAGCCUGCCUGGGAGGUAACGGCACAUUAAUCGGCGCGAGCGCAAACGUGGUGUGCGCGGGAGUGGCGGAGCAGCACGGAUACAAGUUCACCUUCGUGCAGUUCUUCAAAGUUGGCUUCCCCAUCAUGAUUGGACACUUGGUAGUAGCCAGCGGGUACCUGCUCGUAUGCCACUGUCUUCUUACGUGGCACUGAGGUGUUAGGUCCAGCUUCGAAACUCAAAGCCCAGAUCACGAAUCAGGGAGGCGUUGAAGAUCUACCUUUGAAGAUUGGACACUUUUUUUUUAUAUGCGCGGCUGUGCCGGGAUGACACGGCUAACACAAUUUCACCUUCGUGCAGUUCUUCAAAGUCGGCUUCCCCAUCAUGAUUGGACACUUGGUCGUAGCCAGCGGGUACCUGCUCGUAUGCCAUUGUCUUCUUACGUGGCACUGAGGCGUUAGGUCCAGCUUCGAAACUCAAAGCCACGAAACCUCCUCAACACUUUUUCUUUGAAGAUUGGAUACUUUUUUUGGUGUGCGUGAGAGUGGCGCGGCACCACUGCUACAAUGGCACCUUCGUGCAGUUCUUUAAAAGUCGGUGUCCCCAUCUGGUGGACUGGAAACUUGGGCCAGCGGGUAUUUGAUAAUUUGUCACUGUUUUCUUACGUGGCACUAGUAACCAAGUCCUUCAACCGCCCUUGUAGUUUUGCCCCCAAAGACGUCAACUGACGCGCGCGGCUACAGCCCAAUAUCAGCCUUAGUGCAUUCCGACAAGGUUCACAAUGACGCGCCGCGCACGAUAGGCGUUAAGGGGGAUUCCACCAGUGUGCGGCGCGGCGCAAGCAUUUUUGUACUAAACAUGUUUGUGCCGCAGAGUGCCGCACACUCAUGGAAUCUCUUUGAUUUUUAAGUUCCGGAGUCAGUUUAGCAGUUUUGUUUAUGUUUUUUAUUUAUAUAACACUUAAUUUAAUUUGAAUUUGUUCUUUUAAAAUGACAUUGGGACUUAAGAGCUUGUACUUCAUAAUUCCUAAUAUGAAGUGUGAUCAAUAUUACCCACCUUUUUAUUUCGUUAAAUGGGGCAUCAUCUAUGAAAAGGGACCCUAUUGUCGAUGGGGCUUACGCCGCACAUCAGCGUCGCGCGGUCGGAGCAUCGUUAAUAAUGGUGUAAGCGCCAUUGAUAAUAAGGUCCCUUUUCAUAGAUAACGUCACAAAUAUUAUCAUUUUGUACCUUUAACACGUACUUAAUACGUUAUAUUGUUAAUAAUAGUGUGUGUGUCUUUGCUGUAUUGAGGGAAAAGAUUCCUUAGGAUUCCUACAAAAAUUUGGAAAACCAUUCGGAAAUUUCUGGAAAUUUUCAUUCCGAAUUUUUUAUUUUAGAUAUAUAUAAUCUUGUUUCCACAAAAAAAAAUGUAAGAAUUUUUCAAAAAUUUCGCUAUAUUGCUAUGUGUUUAUUUUUUGUAUAUUACAAAUGUUAUAAAACUUAAUGUGAUACAUUUACGGAAAUAUACGGUCGGCCUUUAAUUUCUCUAAACAUAUCAAAACUAAAACAAAAUACAGAAAUAAUUAUAAAAAUCGAACAUCUCUGUAAAAAGUUAUGCGUGGUCAUACAUAAAAAAAAAAAAAAUACGCGUCGACUUGAGAACCUCCUCCGUUUUUUUUUUUUGAUCGGUUGAAAAAUCACUUGGAUCACCAUUAGUCUAAUGAUCUAAUCAACUGAGAUUAUUGUAUUCACAUAUUUUUAUAACUUUCUUUUUCUUUCAAAUGGCUUACCUACAUGUUAAUUUUGAUAAUGAUAAACUGCUGUGACUAAAACGAAAGAAAAAAAAACGCUUUUCAUGCGUUAUUGCGAUGAAUUUCUAAAGUGUUUAUCGAAUGGUUAUAGUUCGUUUUUUUAGCAUUAGAAAAAAGGUAAACAAUCUUGAGGUGUAUUUUUAUUGAAAAACACUUUUGAAAACUAAGUCAGGCAAAUAUGUAACAAUUAUGAAUCAUAUAUACGAUUAUUUACAUUCUAUUGCUUUCAUAAGUAAUAGUUACUGAUUUAUAAAAACCGUUUUUCACUUUUAAAAGACACGCCAAGAUCGCGUAGUCUUCUUGUAAUGCUAAAAAAACGAACUAAGUAUAGGCUAACUGUACUUUUCAUAAUUAUAAUAUAAUCUUUAAAGUUAUAGAUAUCAUUAUAAAAUAAUAUUAUUUAUUAACUAUUGAAGUCACAAAGUUCGUUAUUUAUAUAGUUCUUUCAAUAUUAGUGUAAUGUCAUAUGUUCCGUCCUUUACAAAUUAUUUACAUUAAAAGUGUUAGUAUUACAUUUUAAUAUAAUACAUAUUAUAAUCAAAUAUUCGCUAAAUUUUAAGCAAAUUAUAAUUUAUAUUAUAACGACAUUUUAAAGCCAUAUAUGAUUUUCGACAUUUUUUCGACACAUGCCCUCUUGGCAUAGUAUAAUAUAUGUUUAAAACAAGACAAUCCUAAGUAUGUAGCUGAUGAUAUGUUAAACAACCAAAUCAUAGUCCAAAAUUAUCUUGAAUAGGUACCUAUAUUUGUUCGAAUGGAACCAUUAUUUGAAAAACGCAGUUAUGAGGCAAAAUAUUUUCAUAAUGGGGAGAAUUAAUUCACACAUAAUAAAAAAAAACCAGCCAAGUGCGAGUCGGACUCGCGCACGAAGGGUUCCGUACCAUUACGCGAUAAACGGCAAAAACAUCACGUAUGUUGCAUGGGAGCCCCACUUACAUAUUUAUUUUAUUUUGUUUUUAGUAUUUGUUGUUAUACAGCGGCAACAGAAAUACAUCAUCUGUGAAUAUUUCAACUGUCUAGCUACCACGGUUCAUGAGAUACAGCCUGGUGACAGACAGACGGACAGACGGACAGUGGAGUCUUAGUAAUAGGGUCCCAUUUUUACCCUUUGGGUACGGAACCCUAAAAAGAACAUUUUUGUUUGUAUACUUAAUUAAAGUACGCAUUGAAAUUGUGGACUUUAGUUGUACGUCGCCAUCAGAUAUAUUGGAGCUGUCAAGGUGCUCACAAAUAUCUGAACAGGCCUCUAUUGCCAAGGCGCUAGAGUGCGUGUUUAGAUUUUUUGGGCACCUCGGCCGCUCUGAUAUAUCUGAUGACGACUGUACUUUUACGGUACUUAAUGCAAUAUUGUGUUAAUAAAAAAAAGAUAUUACCAGUUGGUAAUAUAAAACGCCUAGUAUUUAAGUACUUAUUUAAAAUAUUAAAGUACCUUUAAAAUACUAUGAAGUAUAUAUAGACCGACCGCUUAAAUGAGAACUCGCCUGCGCGGUACGGGGGCGACGGGGUAGGACGACUAAGGGUGGCGGGGAAGGUGCGGGCGGCAGGCGUACCGCGCAGGCGAGGACUCAUUUAAUUUUAAGCGGUCGGUCUAUAGUAUAUGUAACUUAUGUAAGUAUUCACUGUUUGUUUUAAAACAUUCCAUUUAUUAUAUAUGAAUAUUUGAAGUUAAGGUGCAUGCAAUUCUCAAUUUUAUAUUUUAUAUAAAUUAUAUAAUCACAUAAAUUAUAGCCAUCGUCGUUGCGCUUACCAAAUCUGAUAUGUGCGAGAUUUUAAUCAAAUGAAUUAAUACCUUAUAUGUUUAGUUACUAGGUAACUAUUUGUCAAUCAAAAAUCGAACACAUAUCAGCUUUGGAAAGAGCAACGACGCCAUGUUGUUCGUUAUUGAAAAAAUAAUUAUGAUCACAAUAAUAAAUAUUCUAUUAGCAAUAAUUAUUGUAAGAGUAGGUAGAUUAAUAUUUAAUAGUAUUUAACAAUAUUGUGAUUCAAAGUAUU
Cydia splendana is the source of this 6355-nucleotide messenger RNA. Its product is annotated as P protein-like. The record is from RefSeq and is a predicted model, not a curated record. Lineage: Eukaryota; Metazoa; Arthropoda; Insecta; Lepidoptera; Tortricidae. Gene Ontology annotation, biological process: transmembrane transport. Gene Ontology annotation, cellular component: membrane. The transcript has 20 exons. Bases 320 to 2791 code for a protein of 823 amino acids.